AUGGAGCGGAUUAUCCUCAUAUGCGUGGUAUCCACCUGUCUCUCAGUCGUGCAUGCUCAGAAAUUUCUGUUCAGCUCAAGAUGGGGCCCCAGGGGUUAUAAAGAGCAUGAAAAGCGUGGAGAUGGGACGGCAAUGGAUGAAAUUAUUAAAGCUAAUGCGUUCCAAGGGUCACAAGUCAUAGAUGGUUCUACCAAUCUCAGAGAGGGAGACAUCGCUGUGUCUACUGGAAGGCGCUCCAAAGUCUGCUUUGCACGCACCUGCGUCUGGCCUAAGUCUGUGGAUGGACAUGUCUACAUUGCAUACAAAAUGUCACCUGAAUACUCUGAGAUCGAGACAAAGAUGAUAAAGAAAGGAAUGGAGAACAUAGAGAAAGAUACGUGUGUGCGGUUUGUUCCCCAGACACACCAGCGAGACUACAUCGACAUCCAGCAGAAGUCUGGGUGUUGGUCCUACCUUGGUGCGCGUGGUGGAAGACAGACUGUGUCUCUCGAGAGCCCCAGCUGCUUCGGAAUUGGAGUGAUUUCCCACGAGUUCAUGCAUGCCCUGGGCUUUGUGCAUGAGCAGUCACGCGUCGACCGGGACAAAUAUGUCACCGUCAUGUGGCCAAACAUUUGGAGGGAUCGUUUCAGGAACUUUGAGAAAUUCAAGACUGACAAUUUGAACCUACCAUAUGACUAUGGCUCAAUCAUGCACUUUGGAAUGUAUGCCUACUCUCAGGAUGGGAAGCCUACUAUCGUUCCUAAGAACAGCAAGGACAUAAAGCUGGGCCAAGCAUUGUCUCUCAGCCACAUCGAUAAGUUGAAAAUCAACAGGCUUUAUAAAUGUGGUGGCAAGGACGAUAACUGA
Molecule: messenger RNA, 846 nt
Organism: Scomber scombrus (Atlantic mackerel)
Lineage: Eukaryota; Metazoa; Chordata; Actinopteri; Scombriformes; Scombridae
Gene: hce2l2
Product: high choriolytic enzyme 2-like 2
Exons: 9
Coding region: 1-846 (281 amino acids)
Biological process (GO): proteolysis
Molecular function (GO): metalloendopeptidase activity; zinc ion binding
Source: RefSeq, a predicted model, not a curated record